UAAUAUAUUUCAGUCACAGAAUAAAGAUAUAUGUUGAGUGUUAAGUUUUGUUUUCAGUGUUAUUGCUUUUCCUAAUUUGUUUUAUUAUUUUAUCAUAUGAGUUUCUUGUAUUUCGGUUGAAAACAUUUGUGUCACCAACACUAUGGGAUGUCUGACAUGGAUUAGAGGUCUCAAAAUACAACUGCCUUUUAAAGAUAAAGAGUUAAACAAGAUUGCCGCAUUCUUUAAUGUGAUUACAUUCUUGUUGACAUGCGCAGCUCUAGUGCAACCCAGUUGGUUUAGAAUUAAAGGUCUGCAUUGCACCCAGAGCCUCUCACCGGCACAAUUCUUCACAUUCGAUGAUGAUGAUGAUGAUGAUGAUCAGCUGACAAUACAUCAGAAUAAAGAAUAUGAUCCAAUCAAUAGGUCUGACUUCAAUGGUCUACCGCCCUGUACGACUCCGGAGAUAAUAACACUAAUGAGGGUGUUAAUAUUGUUGUGCUUUAUGGUUCUGAUGUGUUCAUGUAUUGGCGUACUCAUCAAUCUAACCAGUCUCAAUAGCAAAGCUAUAAAAAUGCUGCGACGUAAUGCCAUACCGAGCAUAAUGUGUGUGUUUUGGGUAAUCGCCAUUGUUGGCGUGUGCUACUACACAACAGUUGUGCUCGGUAACGUCAACAAUAGCGACCCAAACACAAUACAAGUUGACUACGAGUAUGGAUUUUACACAAUAACAGGAGCAGGUGCUCUCGCUUUGUUAGCGUCUGCCGCUAAUUUGUGGGGAGCGCCACUGUCUAACGAUGAAGAUCUGCAAAGGCGGAACUUGAUGGAGGACUGGGAUGGAUACGAGGCCCACAGCGUGGGGCCCACGCCAGCGGUGCCCACGCUGCCCCCCUACACGCCCACUGCCGACUACAUAUCCACAUUGCCCACAAACUUUGCCCCUCCAGUUCUAGGUACCCAGCAGUAUUUCCCUUUCGAUGAUCUUUCUAUUCUACCCCCACCGCCACCUUACACGCCUUGAGCUAUUUAACAUUUUACAGUAUAAACCGCUUAGUACGACAUCGGUUGAAACGGUAUACCGGUUAUUAUGACCAAGGUUUGCUUACCUUUGAUGUCGUUAUAUCCGGGUUUGACUGUAUAUAGUUAGUCGCGUCUAGUAACUAAAUUUUAAGGCUUGUGACAAAAUCUCUAUGUGACACCAAUUUUGGUAAACAAUAACUCGAAUAUAUUUCAAUUUAGUGUAAAGUUUAUCCAAAUGCUCCUAAAGACACUAAGGUUAAAAAAAAAAAACAAACGCUUUUGUGAUUAUAUUUUUAGUAAAGGUCAAAGAGAUUUCCGGAUCGGUAUUAUGUUUGCACAAAACUUUACUUAUUUCACACUUGAUUUGUGCAUAUUGAUGGUGAUAAUGCUUAAGUUUUGUCUUGUUUUACGUUUCAAACUUAAGAUAAUUUACGUAGUAUCCAUAGAUUUCUUAGUAACAAUGAACAGCAUCAUUGAUUUUCUAACAUCCAAAGAAACGGUAUCUAACAAAGACAUUUUUAGACAAGAAUGUUUUUUAAAUGCGUUAAUUAU
Messenger RNA from Papilio machaon (common yellow swallowtail), 1551 nucleotides. Its product is annotated as transmembrane protein 127. The transcript has 4 exons. The coding region runs from base 143 to 1000 and encodes 285 amino acids. Gene Ontology annotation, cellular component: membrane. The record is from RefSeq and is a predicted model, not a curated record. Gene Ontology annotation, biological process: negative regulation of cell population proliferation; negative regulation of TOR signaling. Lineage: Eukaryota; Metazoa; Arthropoda; Insecta; Lepidoptera; Papilionidae.